This is a messenger RNA of Entamoeba invadens IP1, 2907 nucleotides long. RefSeq lists its product as hypothetical. The transcript has a single exon. Bases 1 to 2907 code for a protein of 968 amino acids. The record is from RefSeq and is a predicted model, not a curated record. NCBI's taxonomy places the organism in Eukaryota, Evosea, Mastigamoebida, Endamoebidae.
AUGAUUUUUUGGUUUUACUUAAUUAUAAAUGUUGUACUAAUUGUUCAUUCUCUAGUUAGUGUUACUUUUUGUGAAGUUAACAAUGUGAUAUAUUUUGAUGCUUUUAAUCCACAAUUAUGUAACAAAAAUGAUUUUGAGUUAGAUACAAAAAUAAAAACUGAAGAUGUUAAACUUAUUUAUAUUUAUUCAUUUAAACUUGUAGCAACAUGUUGUUCCAGUACUACACUUACAUUUUCCAACUUAAAACAUUCGGAUCAAAAUUACAUAAUUUUUACUUUUGAAGAAAUUCAUUUAUUAUAUUUCUUCAUUCAAACGCGGUUCAAUGAUUCAAGAAUUACACUUGAAGAAGGUGGUCGCCCCGAUAAUCUCUUUGUUUCAAUGGGGUGUUUCAACAACGAAGAAUAUUGCAGAACAGAAGUACUUGACCACCAACGCCCAACUAUUGCUUUUAAUAACCAAGGACUUCAUUUGUUUUCUAAUAUUGACCAACGUUGGUGGUUAUCAUUUCAUCGAGAUUCGACGAUGUUGUAUUCACCAUACUUGUUUAUUGAUGGUACAACGUAUCAAAAUCCCACGUUUCAAUUUUUUUCUGGUACAAAUUUUGGAGAUGUGGAAUUUUCAUAUCUUCGAUAUUUAUUCAGUGGUAACGAAUUUACACAAAUACCAACAAUACAAUGGGAAUUUUCACCACAACUAGAUCUAAAGGUAAAAGUUGUAUGCAAACGGACGAUAAGUACUUCGAUUCAUUCACUUAAAAGAUUCUUUAUGCUAACAAUAAGUUAUGAUGAAAAUUUAAUUAAUGAAAAUACUUUGUGUGGGUGUGUUACCAAUUCAAAUUACAUUAACAAUGAUAAGACUACUUUCGAUAUUAGUGAUUGUCAAUUUAACUCAUCGUACUUAGAUUUGGAUUUAACAAAACUUACAAAGGACAACAACAAUAACAUUGAAAUUAAUAUAUUUAUAAACAAAUGGUAUACUCUUCUUAUUACGAAUUACCAGACAUACAUAUUUAAGUCUUCGUUAAAUGUAAUAUAUUUUGAAAAACUGGAACUUCAACAGAACAAAAGUCUUAUAUUUGAGAUUAAUUGUAUUGUAAAUAAUUUAGUAAUCACAUCACCUGCGAAUUUCACAUUUAAAAAUUCUCUGACAAUCAAUAAUUUCAUUGCGAUGAACGAAGAUUACUCGGACUUAAUUUUAUUUUUAAUUCAGGGAUCAUUAAAUGACAAGACAAAUACACUGACUGUCUGUGGUCAUCGUGGUGUGAUGAAAAGUCACACAGAGAGAGUUUGCAAGUGUAUGUAUGAAUACAACUAUUAUUCAUAUCCAAAUUCACCAAAUGGUCCAUCCUUAUCCGAUUGUGAAAACUAUAGUAGCACACCUUCACUUAUUUUGGCAAUUAAUAACAAUAAUUACACAACAACGAUAUCAAAAAUAUGGGAGAAAAUCAUAUUAAAUAUGGACAAUGUGACACUUAUAUCAACAAGUCAAAAUAUAAUAUCGACAACAUAUUGUGAUAUUAAUUCGAGAGUUAUAGUGAAUGGAGAAUUUCAUAUUCAAAAUGUUCACUUUCAUCAAAACGCUAAAAUUGCAGUAUAUAACAAUGGAUAUUUGGGUCUUUCCCACAUCUAUUUUGAUGAUACUUUUAACAAUAUUAAUCAAAAUGGUAUUGUUGAGAUAUUUGGAGAUAAUGGACUGUUUAAUUUUGAUGACAAUUAUGGAAUGACUCUGUCAACAAGUCAAAAUCAAAUCGAAUGCUUUGAGUUUAUUUCUUUUGAAAAAGAGAAAGACAGAAAUUUGCAAAUAUUUACCAUGUCGUUGUAUUUAGGAAGAAAAAUACUACGAAUUUGUCCAAUAGAGUAUAAUUACGACAUUGGCUGCAUAUUAGAACAUAGGGAUAUGAGUGUAUAUACUUCAUAUAGAAAAGUAUUGCAUUGUCCAAUUACUAAUGUAAAUACAACCAUUUUUAUAGAGACAAAUGAAAUGAUACAAAACAUUGGAUUUGAUGGUACUUUCAAUCAAAAUGUUACAACACUGAAAUUUACAAAGACCAAAGAAAGUAAUAGUAUUUUCAAAGAUACAAUCACUUCAAAUGUCAUUUAUAUUGCAAAUGAAUCAAUUGAUAACAGUAACAUUACACUCUUUAACCAAAACAUUAAACUUUUUAUUGGUGAAAAAUACGGUUUUAAUACUUCAAAUGACACUAAAAUUAAUGAUGUUGUGUUUAAUGAUAAGCAAAACUGCACUGCUUUGUUUAUUGACAAAACAAAUAGUACAUGCAAAUAUUGUAAAAAUUCGUAUUUAUUAAAAAAUCAAUGCUAUAAUUACGAUGAUAAUUGCAUGUUACCAAACGAUACAAAUAUCAUAACAAAGGUGUGUGAGUGGUGUCCUGUGACUUUUUAUUUUUACAAAUACCAGUGUGUUAAAUGUUCAAGUCAUUGUUUGAGGUGUGUAAAAAAUAGUUGCGUUUUAUGUGAUUCUGGCUAUUUGUUAAUUCUACAAAAUGGAGUUAGCAUUUGUGACGCGCCAAAUAACACCAUUUUAGCCAAACAUAAUUUAAUUAUGAAAUGUAAGGAUAGGUAUUACUCUAAUUAUUCCAAAUGUGUGAAUUGCGACAAGAAUUGUCUAGUGUGUGAAAACGAGAACAAUUGUACAAUAUGUGAUAAUAAAUUUAUUUUACAAAACAGGGGAUGUUUAUCACAAUUAAAUGCAAAUUUAACAGACAACACGAACAUUAUUUCGUGUUUACAGGGGUUUUAUUUCCAUUUUAAUUAUUCAGAAUGUUUAUCAUGUAAAACAAAAGUUGGAGAGUCGUGUGAAAGAUGCACACAAACGAAUUGUGAGAAGUGCAAAAAUGGUGUUUAUAUAAAAAUAGUUCAUGUGAAAAUGAAACGACGACUGGAUGCAUAA